CGCCCUCUCCCGCCUCCUACUAUGGGCAAUUGCUGGUGCCUUCGGGCCGCCCUGAAAAACCUCAAGAUGAUUGGUGGGACGGAAGGAGGCGGGCAGGAGCGGGGAGGAGGAGGGUUUUUAUUCGCCGCCAAGCGGGAAGGCGGAAAGCUGCCUGGAGCUGGGAAGGAGGAAGCGGCUCUGGAGAGCUCCAUCAUGGCUAACGGCGAUGACGGGUGUUGCCUGAAGGAAGUGCUGGUCACAUUCCAGUCCUGCCUCAACGACCAGCAAGAAAUCUUAAUGGAUCCUUACAUAGCAGGCUGGAAAGGAUUAGUCAGGUUCCUCAACACCCUGGGCACCAUCUUCUCCUUCGUUUCCAAAGAUGCGGUGGCCAAAAUCCAGAUCAUGGAGAACUACCGCAGCAGCAAUGAAAAGGCCCAAUACUUGACGCUUCAGUCCAUGGUGAAGUACGAACUCGGCAACAAUAUGGUGGAUUUGAAAAGCCCCGUGGAUCAGCCUCCCUCGGGCUGCCGGACAAUCCUGCGCCUUCACCGUGCCCUUCGCUGGCUCCAGCUGUUCCUGGAGGGCCUGAGAACCAGUUCCGAGGACUCCAGCACCUCGGCCUUGUGUGCGGACGCGUACAACGCCUCCUUGGCCAACUAUCACCCCUGGAUUAUCCGCAAGACGGCCCUCUUGUCUUUCUACGUCCUACCUGCCCGGAACGCCUUCCUGGAGCUCAUGAACGUGGGCACCCCCGCAGAUGCGGUGGCCAUGUUGGAAGAGGCUUUGCCCAGCAUCGCCAAGGUCUACGACAUCACGGAAGCGCUGUAUGCCCAGCACAAACUUCUCGAAAUCCCGUAACGGAACAGGUCCACAAUCCAUGCUUUCCCGAGUAUCAGCAAUCGGGGUGAGCACAAUCAUCUUGCGCCCGAAUCCGUGCGUAAGCAGGAGGCACACUGGCACCGAAAUCUAUAGCUUCUCACACUCGGCUCUGUCCGAAAUCUGGUUACCUAUAGACGUAAGCUUUCCACUGUCUGAAUGCCUGUUCUGUUUGAUUCAUCUCCAAAGAAACGUGACCGGUCUUCCUGGUCCUUUAGUGACACGGUUGAAAGUGAUCAUUUUCUUUUUCUUAACUGCAGAAAUAGAGACUGAACUUCUCAGGGCAUCGACUGGGAGCAGGGUCUUUCUGGUCUUUGGUUUAAAUUAUGCACGCUCUGUCAAUCAAAUGUUGUUUAAU
Molecule: messenger RNA, 1213 nt
Organism: Heteronotia binoei (common prickly gecko)
Lineage: Eukaryota; Metazoa; Chordata; Lepidosauria; Squamata; Gekkonidae
Gene: CPTP
Product: ceramide-1-phosphate transfer protein
Exons: 3
Coding region: 22-837 (271 amino acids)
Biological process (GO): intermembrane lipid transfer; ceramide transport
Cellular component (GO): membrane; cytoplasm; cytosol
Molecular function (GO): ceramide 1-phosphate binding; ceramide 1-phosphate transfer activity
Source: RefSeq, a predicted model, not a curated record